Molecule: messenger RNA, 906 nt
Organism: Pseudophryne corroboree (corroboree frog)
Lineage: Eukaryota; Metazoa; Chordata; Amphibia; Anura; Myobatrachidae
Gene: HIGD1A
Product: HIG1 hypoxia inducible domain family member 1A
Exons: 4
Coding region: 97-384 (95 amino acids)
Biological process (GO): mitochondrial respirasome assembly
Cellular component (GO): mitochondrion
Source: RefSeq, a predicted model, not a curated record
UACCGGUAAGUGCGUAUAGACUCGAGCGCGCUACCCCUUGGAGGUGACUGAGACAGAGAUCCGCCAUUCCUCCACAGCGACAGAGAGUCCGACGAGAUGGCUUCAAGUUCCGAAGAUGUCCUGCCAACCUUCGAGUUAAAUGACUCUCAGACAUCAAAGCUCAUUAAAAAAUCCAAGGAGUCUCCCUUUGUGCCAAUAGGGUUCGCUGGCCUCUUGGCGGUUGUGGGCUAUGGAUUGUACAAACUGAGAUCCCGAGGGGACACCAAAAUGUCCGUCCACCUUAUUCACAUGCGUGUGGGGGCCCAGGGCUUCGUAGUUGGAGCAAUGACUUGUGGUGUACUGUACUCCAUGUACAAGGAUUACCUGGCAAAAAGCAAAGAUUAGAAGCGGAGCAUCUGUAAUCCCAUUUUUUUCACAGAACAAAGAUAUGGACCUCACAUUGGGGUGGCGUUUUUAUUUAAUUGUAUACAGCACCUUUAUCUGCAAGCGGACCCUGCAAUGCGUUGCAGACCGGUUCAGCAGCUAUGGGGUUAAUAGCGUUGGCUUAGGUAAAGGACACAUUUACUCCACUUCUGUGACAUUACAGCAUGAUAGAAAAUCUAUUUAUUUUUUUAAAAAUAUUAAACCUAUAACAAUCCGGUAUAUUUGGUGGGGUUUUUAUUACUGGCAGUGUGAGGCCAGCGUGGGCCGGUGCUGUGUUCAAUUGUUUUUUACGAUUCGCUUAUCCCUCAUACUGUAACGUCCCCUCAUCGCUCAGGAGUUCCCUCUUUGCCGGGCACGAUGUGAUCUUCAUCUUUCUCCAUUGAAGCCUCCUGAGCGUUGAAACCCAUUCUGGACAUCCCCUCUGUCUUGUUACAUUCCACUUCUGUGUUACCGUGUUUGCUGAAAGAAAGACUUCUCCACUGA